This is a messenger RNA of Acanthocheilonema viteae, 109 nucleotides long. The record is from the annotation of a GenBank genome assembly. Lineage: Eukaryota; Metazoa; Nematoda; Chromadorea; Rhabditida; Onchocercidae.
AUGAGCGAAUCGGGGUCGCUGGGGACCAGCUCGACAGGCUCCGAUACUGCUACCGAUCCCUUCAGCCAACUACUCGCUUCAAUGGCUCGUCCAAUACCCUGUGUUACAG